Molecule: messenger RNA, 3394 nt
Organism: Theobroma umbraticum
Lineage: Eukaryota; Viridiplantae; Streptophyta; Magnoliopsida; Malvales; Malvaceae
Biological process (GO): protein phosphorylation
Molecular function (GO): protein kinase activity; ATP binding; protein binding
Source: RefSeq, a predicted model, not a curated record
AGCUAAGCAAUUUGGCAGGACAUGAACGGUUAAACCUAUUUGUUGCCCAAUUCAAUUCCUCUCCCCAACUAAUUUUCUUCAAAGAAGAUGGUUAACUUGCUUGUUUCCAUUGUUAUUAUACUCAGCUUAUUGGUAGCAGGAUCCCUAAAAUUUGCAUUCGCCUUGGGCAACGAAACUGACAGAAUAUCUUUGCUUUCUAUAAAGGAUCAACUUGUUGGUGCAGGAGCUCUCGAUUCAUGGAAUGCUUCUCUCCACUUCUGUGAGUGGAAAGGUGUUACAUGUGGUCGUCGCCACCAGAGGGUCACUGCUUUGGACUUGGAUUGUUUGAAAUUAGCUGGAUCCUUGUCUCCUUCGAUUGGCAAUUUAACCUUCCUCAGAGAACUUAAUCUCUCUGACAAUAGCUUGAGAGGUAACAUACCCAAGGAAGUUGGCUACCUAAGGCGGUUGCGUGUUCUUCAUCUGUUUCAAAACAAUCUCCAUGGAAAAGUCCCUGUAGAGCUUGCCAAUUGCUCAAAACUCCAAGCGAUUGCUUUAUUGCAUAAUAACCUCACUGGUGAAGUUCCUUUCCAGUUGGGUGAUUUGCCGAAUCUUAUCAUACUGUCCUUGGGUGCCAACAAUUUAGUUGGGGGUAUUCCAUCUUCUUUAGGCAACUUGACGUCAUUGUGGAAGCUCUCGCUUUCUUAUAAUCAUUUGGAGGGAAAUAUCCCUGAUGCUCUGGGCAGGGCCUUAAACUUGAGAAUUCUUUUUCUCGGUGCCAACAACCUGGCUGGUACUCUUCCUCUCUCAUUUCACAAUCUUUCUUCCUUGGAAAUGAUUAACUUGGGUAUGAACAAUUUCUCAAGAAGUCUUGCAGCUGCAUUAGGCAUUCUUUCUCCAAAUCUUCGAUACUUUGCUAUUGGAGGAAACCAUCUAUUUGGAACUAUUCCAAUGUCAAUAUCUAAUAUGUCUAAUCUGGAGAUGUUUGACAUCUCUAUGAAUGGUAUUAGUGGAUCUGUUCCUAACGAUUUGGGAAACCUCAAGAAUCUUCAAGAAUUCAAGAUUGGCGGCAACUACUUUGGAAAUGGGAAAACAGGAGACCUGGAUUUUCUUUCUUCUUUAAGCAAUUGUAGCCUAUUGCAAAUGUUGGAACUAGAGGUGAAUCGAUUAGGUGGCCUGUUGCCAGAAUCCAUAGGCAAUUUAUCAAUCCAACUCAAUAGGCUUUACAUCGGAUGGAAUAAGAUCUCGGGAAAUGUUCCUGAAGGGAUUGGCAAUCUUGUCAGCCUAACUGUUCUAGAUAUGAGGAGAAAUGCUCUCGAGGGCUGCCUUCCAACUUCUAUUGGGAAGCUUCAAAAUCUUGCAAGAUUGUUUCUUAGUUGGAAUAACUUCUCAGGUGAAAUCCCAUCCUUCAUUGGCAACCUCUCUCGAUUGUUUGAUCUUUAUUUAGAUAUUAAUAAUUUUAAAGGAAAAAUUCCACUUGCCCUUAGAAAUUGCAAAAAUAUGCAAAACUUGUUUCUUUCCGAAAAUAAAUUUAGCGGUCAUAUACCAGAUCAAUUAUUUGGUGCUUUUAAAAGUUUAAUUCUAGUUAACAUAUCUUACAACUUGUUGACGGGUCCCCUUCCAUCAGAUUUUGGUAAUCUAAAGUACCUGGUAGGAUUAUUUGUUUAUGAAAAUAAAUUAUCGGGUGAAAUUCCGAAAACACUUGGUGAGUGUUCUGGAUUAACGUCACUUGAUAUGGCUAGAAACUUUUUCCAAGGCAGCAUUCCAUUGUCUUUAGGCUCUUUGAAAUCUUUGGAAACUUUAAAUCUUUCUUGCAAUAACUUGUCUGGCACCAUACCACAUGAACUUGAAAAACUUCCAUUUUUAAGCAGUUUAAACCUUUCCUUUAAUCACUUGGAGGGUGAAGUUCCGAAAAAAGGGGUUUUCAAUAAAUCUAGUGGAUUUUUAGUUGUGGGAAACGAAAAUCUCUGUGGAGGGAUACCUGAAAUAAAACUCCCAAACUGCUUUAAUCAGGAGCCAAGGAAAAAGGGGACUGCUUUGUCAGUCAAAACCAUCAUUGUUAUGAUCCUUGGCAUUCUAAUUGCCUCUAUUUUGGUCGUGCUUCUUUUCGUUCAUUGCUGCAAACAUAGGUCUGGAAAGAAGCUUAUCCCUGUUGCUUUGUUUGGUGAUGGCUACCUGCGGGUAUCCUACAAAGAGCUUCUACUAGCAACUGGUGGUUUUGCAUCUUCCAACUUGAUUGGUGUGGGAAGUUUUGGCUCUGUGUAUAAAGGAGUUCUUCAUCAGCAAGAAAAACCUGUGGCAGUGAAGGUACUAAACCUUCAAAAUCGUGGCGCUGCAAAGAGCUUCAUGGCUGAAUGCAAGGCUUUGAGGAAAGUUCGACAUCGGAAUCUUCUCAAAAUUAUGACUUCCUGCUCAAGCAUUGAUUACCAAGGCAAUGAUUUCAAGGCUUUAGUUUUCGAAUUCAUCCCUAAUGGUAGUUUGGACAGUUGGCUUCAUGAGCAACAUGAGUCAAGGUAUUUGAACUUUGUUCAAAGGUUAGACAUAGCCGUAGAUGUAGCCAAUGCAAUAGAUUACCUUCAUCACAAUUGCGAGGCGGUAAUUGUCCAUUGUGAUCUAAAGCCUUCCAAUGUUCUUCUUGAUGAUGACAUGGUUGCACAUGUCACUGAUUUUGGAUUGGCUAAGCUCUUGUCUAGCGACACAGACACAAUGGGUAAUGAUCAAACAGGCUCCUCAAUGAUGAAAGGAACAAUUGGUUAUGUUCCCCCAGAAUAUGGCAUGAGAGGGGCAGUGUCUCCAGAAGGUGAUAUAUAUAGCUAUGGGAUUCUGCUAUUGGAGAUGAUCACUGGAAGGAGACCAACGGAUGGUAUGUUUCAUGGUGACUUAAGCCUUCACAAUUUCUGUAAGGUAGCACUGCCUGAAAGGUUGAAGGAGAUUCUCGAUUUUCGCCUGCUCAAACAAAUUAGUGAAAACAACGAGAGAUCAAGAAGUCGGCUGAACAUGGAAGGAGAGAUGUUGGAGAGUUUGGUUUCUUUUGCCAAAAUAGGAGUUGCAUGCUCUGCAGAAGUACCUGGUGAAAGAAUGGGAAUCAAAGAUGCUAUUACAGAACUACUUGCAACCAAGGCAAGGUUGCUUCAUACUGGGAUCCAUCGAAGGGACAAGAUAUAGGCAGCAGCAGCUGGUGAACCAGAUUCAAACUUUUACUUGAUGUUUCAUAUCAAUAAUUGAUAUUUGAACUUUGUUUUGCAUGUUUUAAAUCGUUUAAACUAGGAUUGUCUGUAGAAAUUUAUAUUUCUGGUGUGAUCGGUUUUGCCUUUUGACUUCUCCUCAAGCCCUUUGGUCUCUUCCUUUAACUCCUUUCCAUCAUUUGUAAUGGAUAGGAAAUAAAAGUAACCUAAAACUUUGAUUUGGAAUUGAAAGU